This is a messenger RNA of Pelobates fuscus (common spadefoot toad), 6271 nucleotides long. RefSeq names its product chloride voltage-gated channel 3 (gene CLCN3). The transcript has 14 exons. The coding region runs from base 214 to 2835 and encodes 873 amino acids. The record is from RefSeq and is a predicted model, not a curated record. Gene Ontology annotation, cellular component: early endosome; plasma membrane; synaptic vesicle. Gene Ontology annotation, molecular function: voltage-gated chloride channel activity. NCBI's taxonomy places the organism in Eukaryota, Metazoa, Chordata, Amphibia, Anura, Pelobatidae. Gene Ontology annotation, biological process: transmembrane transport; chloride transport.
CCCACUCAGUGCUAACAGGUAGAGACCGCGGCCCUCCUCUCCGUCUCCCAUUGAUACACACUCAGAAGCCCUCGCUCACCCCACACCCUCGGGUCACAGGCGACAUCUUGCAGCCGGGCCCUCCCCCCAAGAGGCGGGGGGAGGAUGCAGACUCUCCUCCACGGGGAGCAAGCCGUGCCUCCAUGCGCCCUGGACAGGUAGUCAAGUAGCUAAAUGGAGUCUGAACAGCUAUUCCAAAGAAGUUACUAUCGCAACAGUUACAACAGCAUUACAAGUGCAAGCAGUGAUGAAGAGCUUCUUGAUGGAGCUGGUGGGAUGAUGGACUUCCAUACAUUGGAAGACGACAACUUGCUAGAUGGUGAUGCGUCCAUGGUUUCUUCACAUCUUCCAGGAACCCAUUACACAAUGACGAACGGAGGUGCCAUCAAUAGCUCCACUCACCUGCUGGAUCUCCUAGAUGAGCCAAUUCCAGGAGUUGGCACUUAUGAUGACUUUCAUACCAUAGACUGGGUGCGGGAAAAAUGUAAAGACAGAGAGCGUCACCGGCGGAUAAACAGUAAGCGAAAAGAAUCUGCGUGGGAGUUAACGAAAAGCCUGUAUGAUGCCUGGUCGGGAUGGCUGGUUGUUACACUAACUGGUUUAGCAUCAGGUGCUCUGGCAGGCUUAAUUGACAUUGCGGCAGACUGGAUGGCUGAUUUGAAGGAAGGGAUUUGUAUGGGAGCUUUCUGGUAUAACCAUGAACAGUGCUGCUGGAGAUCCACUGAGUCAACAUUUGAAGAGCGAGACAAGUGCCCUCAGUGGCAAACAUGGGCAGAUCUCAUAAUAGGCCAAGCAGAAGGUCCUGGAUCGUAUAUAAUGAACUACAUAAUGUAUAUUUUCUGGGCUUUAAGCUUUGCUUUCCUGGCGGUCUCUCUAGUAAAAGUAUUUGCACCUUAUGCCUGCGGUUCAGGAAUUCCAGAGAUUAAAACCAUUUUGAGUGGAUUCAUCAUCCGAGGAUAUCUAGGAAAAUGGACAUUAAUGAUCAAAACAGUCACUCUGGUUCUUGCAGUGGCUUCGGGCCUCAGCUUAGGAAAAGAAGGUCCUUUGGUACACGUGGCAUGUUGCUGUGGAAAUAUAUUUUCCUACCUCUUUCCUAAGUACAGCACAAAUGAAGCAAAGAAGAGGGAGGUGUUGUCCGCUGCAUCAGCAGCAGGAGUAUCUGUGGCUUUUGGGGCUCCUAUAGGUGGGGUUCUUUUUAGUUUAGAAGAGGUGAGUUACUACUUUCCUCUGAAGACAUUAUGGAGGUCUUUCUUUGCAGCCCUGGUAGCUGCGUUCAUCUUAAGGUCCAUUAACCCAUUUGGAAACAGUCGCCUUGUCCUGUUCUACGUAGAGUAUCACACUCCUUGGUACCUGUUUGAACUCAUCCCGUUUAUCCUCUUGGGUGUAUUUGGGGGAUUGUGGGGAGCCUUUUUCAUCCGUGCAAACAUUGCUUGGUGUCGGCGUCGUAAGACAACAAGGUUUGGGAAAUAUCCUGUUCUGGAGGUCAUCGUGGUGGCUGCCAUCACUGCAGUUAUUGCUUUCCCUAAUCCAUACACCCGCUUUAACACCAGCCAGCUGAUAAAAGAGCUCUUCACAGACUGUGGUCCCUUGGAAUCCUCUACUCUUUGUGACUAUAAAAAUGCUAUGAACGCCACCAAGUCUGUGGAUGCUACACCGGACAGUCCUGCAGGCGCGGGGGUCUAUGCAGCCAUGUGGCAGCUUUGUUUGGCUCUCGUGUUUAAGAUUAUCAUGACAGUCUUUACCUUUGGCAUCAAGGUUCCUUCAGGUUUGUUCAUUCCAAGCAUGGCAAUUGGAGCCAUAGCUGGAAGGAUUGUGGGCAUAGCUGUGGAACAGCUGGCUUAUUACCAUCAUGACUGGUUUAUCUUCAAGGCAUGGUGUGAAGUUGGGGCAGAUUGCAUCACCCCUGGGCUUUAUGCUAUGGUUGGCGCGGCAGCAUGUCUGGGUGGUGUAACCCGGAUGACCGUGUCCCUUGUAGUCAUAGUAUUUGAACUGACUGGAGGUCUGGAGUACAUUGUCCCUCUCAUGGCAGCAGUGAUGACAAGUAAGUGGGUAGGAGACGCCUUUGGAAGGGAAGGUAUCUAUGAAGCACACAUACGUCUCAAUGGAUAUCCCUUCUUGGACGCGAAGGAGGAAUUCACACACACUACUCUGGCUCGAGAUGUGAUGAGGCCCAGAAGAAACGAUCCCCCAUUAGCAGUUCUGACUCAAGAUAACAUGACGGUAGAUGACAUUGAAAGCUUGAUCAAUGACACAAGCUAUAACGGCUUUCCUGUCAUCAUGUCUAAAGAAUCUCAGCGCCUCGUGGGGUUUGCCUUGAGAAGGGACUUGACACUAGCAAUAGAAAAUGCCAGGAAAAAGCAGGAAGGUAUUGUUGGAAGUUCUCGGGUAUGUUUUGCUCAGCACACACCAUCCCUCCCAGCUGAAAGCCCUCGCCCCCUAAAGCUUCGCAGCAUCCUGGAUAUGAGUCCUUUCACUGUGACUGACCAUACACCAAUGGAAAUUGUGGUGGACAUUUUCCGCAAGCUGGGCCUCCGACAAUGCCUUGUGACACAUAACGGGACUGUCUUGGGAAUCAUCACAAAGAAGAACAUAUUAGAACACCUCGAGCAUCUAAAGCAGCACGUGGAACCCUUGGCGCCUCCUUGGCAUUAUCACAAAAAAAGAUAUCCUACGUCAUAUGGCCCAGAUGGCAAAUCACGAUCCAGAGUCAAUAAUGUUCAACUAAAUACAGUCUAUGAAGAAGAUCAAGAGGAGACUGAAGAAGAGGCCUUCUUGUUGAAGAACUCAAUGCCCUGAUUGGGAUGUAUUUCUGGCAAACUGGAAGCAUUGAUAUAAAGAUUUUGCUUAUUACAGAAUUCCUGCUUCCCUUCAUGCACCAUGUUAGAAGAGUGGUCAGAGCAUUGUGGCACAAACUUGGGGAAAGUGUCACUUCUGGCUCUAAAAAGUUACCAUGAAGGGACAGUGUAGUUUUCUGGAGAUGGAGAAAUAUGGCUUAGUGAAGGGCAAUCCUGUUACCGGAGUAUUUUUAAACAAAUUUGAUCCCUAAUGCAUUUAGGGAUAACCCUUUAAAUGAGCCAUCGUCAUUCAAGACUUGCUAUACUUUUUAACAUUGGAGGAAUAUUAUGGUGUUUAUGCUGUCAACUGUGUGAUUACUACGCCACUUUUUGUACAUUCCGAGACCGAAUUAAUUUUCUUUAUAUCCCACCCCUUCCUUUAUCUCACUUACAUGAUUAGACUCCUUAAGGAGACACUUAAAGCAGUAAAGUCUCAUAUUGAGAUGUAGUGUGAUUUUUUAUUUUUUUAUUUUUCCAUUUUUCAUGAGUCACCAUACACAAGAAUGUGUUUUCUUGUGCCAUACAACAUUCAUGUAGGUAGAAACACUGCUAAAACUGCCAAUUCCUACACAGGGAAUACAGUUCAAAUGACUGCUACAGCUGUCAAAAAAUUGAUCUGUUCAAGCAACACCUUUAUACUCCUUUCAGUGGAAUCUAUUGAUUUAUGCAAUGUUAUUUCCUUGUAGCUGGAACCCUUAAAUCAACUGAAGUUUGGCAGUGUUAAGGCUACUUAUUGGAUAUUUAAACAGGCUCACCCUGUUACAGCUAUAGUAGUCUUUAUGUAUGACCCACUAACCCUUUAAUUGCCAUAUGGCUGUUAACAACCCUGGAAUUGAAAGGGUAAAGUCCCAUUGUGAUGCUAAAAGCUGUAGCUGAGAUCCAAAAAACACCAAAACCACAGUUUUAUUUUUUUUCCAGUAACUUGGUGGGGGUGGGAAUUUAGUGAACAGUGAAAACUCCAUUAUUAUUAUUUUGUGGGAGUUUUUGUCCCAAGAUGGUGGACAGACUUCAGUCUCUCAUCUUCUCCUCCUUAAUAUUGAGACAUAUAUAUCAAAUGCUGAUCUGUGUUAGUAGAAAAAGAACACUGUAACACUGGAUGGUAUUCUACUUGAACUUAAAAUCAGUCAUAACAAUUUCAGGGACUGGAUAAUCUUAAUGCUAACAAGAGUGACAUGAUUCGUAACUUGCACUAAAAUGUACAUCUCAUACCAUUGUGAUCGUAUCUAUAGAACUGGAACAUUUUAAAUAGACUUGAAAAAUGAAAUUUACUUAUAAUUAAUUUGUUUAAUGUGAAUUUCAUGAAUACAUUGAAGAAAUCAUAACAGUUGGGCAAAGGUGAGAAACAUUAACCGGCCUCAUUCAUAGAUAAUCAUUGUAGACCAUUUUCUGUUUUAAUUUUCCCCAUUGCUGCUCAUAGUCUGUAUAAUUCACAUAAAUUCAUUGGCCCCGUAUGAAGAGAAAUCUUUAUAUAGCACUAAUCACUUAAGAUUUACAUGGUUUGGAAACACACGCUGGAUUUGCUUCAUGUUUCGUAUUAAACCCAGAAAAUCUAAACUCUAAAUAAAAUAGCUCUUUAUAUUGUGAGCGCAAUAAGAUGAGGGGGCCACCAGUUUAUUUCGGGAAAAGCCAGUAUACAUCAGUGUUUUUCAGAAAACCAUUUAAAACGCCAAACCAUCAAGAUUAUUAAUAAUUAGUAAUAAGAAUCAGCAUCUUCACCGUUGUAAUGCAACAGCUGGAGGACAAGUAUAACCAGUUCUUAUCCAUUUUGAAGUCUGCAGACUGCAUCCUCUGUGUUGGCCUGUCUGUACAGCUGCUUAAGGCUUCCUUUAUUUAAAAAAAAAUGUAUUUGAAUUAUUCUAGGUGGAAAUUCAAAAAACCUUUUCUCACCCCUCCCCCAUCUUCUAAAGGCCUAGUGUUGCAAUAAAGUUUACAUUAUCCGUCUCUUUUGAAAUCUCUGCGUGAACAAAGGUGUAAUAAUGCAGUUUUGCGCUCUUAAAUAUAAUAAAAAGACCCAUUUUGGAAUAAAAUGCACUUUAGAUUGAUAAGUUCUAAUACCUUUGUAGAUGGCAUUACCGGCAAUAAAACUACAUUAUUUGAAGCUCAUCUAUAAAUGCUUCUACCUAUUGUGCGUUAAAGGUCCACUAAAGACACCCAGACCUGGGUCACCUGGCCCCUUAAUCCUGCAAACUAAAACAUUGCAGUUUUAGAGAAACUGCAAUGUUUAUAUUGCAGGUUAUGCCUGCCUAUAGUGGCUGUCCACCAAACGCUUCCUGCAGUUUCACGGAGUUUGACUCGGUGAAAUGAUGCUUGGCGACCUCACUCGUUUGCACGAGGACAUCCAGCAUUUUCCGAAUCCACAUAGGAAAGCAUUGUGUAAAUGCUUUCUUAUGGGGAAGUCCCAAUGCAUUAGUUUCUCCCAAGCAUUGAGGUGUUUAAAGUUUUUUUUUUUUUUUUUUUUUUUAGCCCUUUAUAUCGGGGAGGGGGCAGGAGGUUCCUGUAGUGUUAGGAAUACAUCUUUACACUAUAUUGCUCCUUUUAAGUUAAUUGCAGAACCCCAUAAAUUGGUGCAGAAGACCUAGUAAUCAACAGAAGUCUGUUAUAUAAAUACUAUGUUUGAUUGACAAUUCAUUGUUUUUCUAGUAAAGAUGUAUUCCGAAGAAUCCAUUAAGGUUUCUAUCAGUUGAUAUUUACUCGUCCUGCUUGUUGCAAAUAAUGAUGAUCUAAUUUCUACUAUAUUUAAUUGCCUUAUCCCUCCAAUGAAACCCCUCAGCAUGUCUACUCUCUUCAUGCUGGCGGCUCUCUCAAAUUAAUUAAAUAGAACAUUAGUUGAUAUAAACAUUCUGGGAUUAUUUACCCCAAAUACUGAAUAGUUUGAUCUAUGCUAGAAUAUCAAAUGCUGCUUUAAACAAUAUCCUAAAAUGAUGAAUGAGUUGAUGCACCCAGUUUUUAUUUGAACUACAGAGCUGUGAACACUGAGCAUACAAUCUAAAAUAAUACUUUGCUUUGUCCCUCCAGUCCUCUGAUUACACCUCCUAUUUUCAAUCUAACAUAGCAUGACUGUAAAACAAAAUUAUCUUUUUUAUGUAAACGCUAAUGUGUACACACGAUUUUCCUGUGCUAAUCAGAAGAUACUGUUUUGUUAUGUAAUAAUACUAGACAACCUUACAAUACUUACAUAAGAUACUCUGAAAAGGGGUGUUUGCUCUCAUCGCUGUUUAUAAGUUCUUCUAUGGUUCAUGAAUGCAUAAUUCUUCAAUUCGUUGAUGUUGCCUAGAACCGUAUUUAAUAUUGAUCUAAAUGUUUUAUUUAUACUAGUACGGUAGAGCUGCAUAUUACAGUAUGACAUUUUGAUGACUGCAAUGUUUGAAUAUCCAGAUAUUAAAGUCCUGUAUGAUGAA